Tauraco erythrolophus (red-crested turaco) is the source of this 919-nucleotide messenger RNA. The record is from RefSeq and is a predicted model, not a curated record. NCBI's taxonomy places the organism in Eukaryota, Metazoa, Chordata, Aves, Musophagiformes, Musophagidae.
AUGGAUCCUUCUGGCACCCAGAAGAGGCGGCCUCGGCGCACCCGCGAGCUGAGGUGCGACACUUGGGUCCGUCGGGAGCCGGAGGAGCGUAGCAGAAGUUAUCCAGGUGGCCUUAUCCGGCCUUUCCAGUUGGCGGAACGCGUGCCGUCAGCUUCCACACGUACGCAGUCAGUGCACUUGGAGAACGGCGUGCCCGGUUUGGGAACGAUGAGCGUGGAGCCGAGGUGUUGCUUUGCUCCUCGUGGCACGGCGGCGUGCGGAAGAGCUCGAUUCCGCGGCGCGCUCGUGGCGGCACGGUGGUUUUCGGGAGACGUCGGGUUUUUGCGGCUUCGUAGCGAGACGUCUCGCUUCUGGGUGUCUGUAGGUGCCCUCAAUGGCUAUGUCCUACCAAACAUGCUCCUGCACAGGGACCCAGGAGCUCCGGAGCACACCAGCCACUUCCUCUCCGUGUUUACUUUGAGUUGUAACUUUGUUCCUCGGUCUGCCGUUGCACCGGAGAAACUCGGGAUGUUUUUCAGCCCAAGUGGUAAAAAGUUCCGAAGCAAGCCCCAGCUGGCGCGCUACCUGGGGAGCUCCAUGGACCUGAGCUCUUUUGACUUCCGCACAGGAAAAAUGCUGAUGAAUAAAAUGAACAAGAACAGACAGAGGAUGCGCUACGACUGUUCCAACCAAGCCAAAGGCAAGCCUGAUUUGAACACAGCACUGCCCGUCAGACAGACAGCUUCCAUAUUCAAACAACCUGUGACAAAGAUCACAAACCAUCCCAGCAACAAGGUGAAGAGUGAUCCUCAGAAAGCUGUGGACCAGCCCCGGCAGUUUCUCAGCCUAGAUGAAAUUGCUUUCUUGCCAGACAAAUGGUACUCCAGCUAUUCAUUGAACAGCCUUAUACAUGUGGACUCGGAGUCGAAGGUGGAUCCAG